AUGCAGCUGUUCAGGCUCCUUGUCAGGAUGAAGGUGUUCCAGUUGGUCGGCAUUGCCGCCCUGGCCGUGCCCAUCAACACAUUCCUUGCAACCGGCCAUGUGGCCAGCACACAGGCGGUGAUGGCGUCGGCCCUGGUUAUGGGCGCGGGGGUGGCCUCCGGGGCACUAUGGUUCUACUCGCGGCGGUAUGUGGGCGAGCUGGCACUGCUUUCCGGCUCCCAGCCCGGGCAGCCGCCCCGCCUGCGGAUCUCUGUGCUGGACUUCUGGGGCAAGCGUGAGGACAACGACGUUGCGCUACAGGCGCUGGUGCCACCGCUGCAGCACUUGCCAGAGUCGGCGCGGCGAGCGAUGCUGCAGGAGCCGCUACUUCCACUAGAUGUCGAGGGCGACCGCCAGUACUUUCUGUCUGUGCGGUAUGGCAAGGUGGUGGACCCAGCUAUGCUCCAUGCGCUGCUAACGGGGCAGCUAGAGGGGCAGCAGUUGUCAGCAGAUUAG
This is a messenger RNA of Chlorella variabilis, 495 nucleotides long. RefSeq lists its product as hypothetical. The transcript is spliced from 3 exons. Gene Ontology annotation, cellular component: mitochondrion. The record is from RefSeq and is a predicted model, not a curated record. Bases 1 to 495 code for a protein of 164 amino acids. Lineage: Eukaryota; Viridiplantae; Chlorophyta; Trebouxiophyceae; Chlorellales; Chlorellaceae.